AUGCCCCGCCAUGAGAAGGGCAACCAAUCCAAAUGGAAGCGGGAUAGGGAAGAAAGACUGGAGGAAAAGAAGGAAGACCGGACGUUGCCGACCACGGAACUCAUGACUAAUUGGAAAGCUUGGUUGGGGGUGAGGGGAACUAUCAUGGACGACAUCCCGAGAUGGGGACGGAGACCGCCUCUAAUAGAUGAAUACCCAGACCUCGCCAGAGCCCUCCAGGACGGAGACCUCCCUACCACGCGUCGGCUCUUGGAAUCAUCCCCCGUAAUAAUCUGGCCCGACAUCUGGAAAAUCUCGCGUUACAUGCCGGUACACAACAAGCGCUGUUCCACCGACCGUGUCCACUGCCACCCCCUUGGCGUAGCCUCCAUGCUCUCUCAUGCCCACAUCGUCCAAUACUUACUCACAAAGCCUCAGGUUCGCGCCCACGUCGACGACCCUGUCACCAACCUCUGCAAAUGCUUCUACGACCCUGUCGACUAUCGGGCCGUCAGUGCGCCCAACAUGCGGCAAGAUCCAGCGCACUGGACCGCUUUGCAUUUGACAAUUUGCCAGGGAGAAGGGGUAUACCAAAACCGGCCUCCCAUCGACGCAACACCAGUCCAUAAUGAUUCGCUACAGAUUGUGAAGGACUUGAUUCAUGCAAAAGCGUCCCUAAUUGUAUCAGCCGAUCAGCCAUCUCAAGAAAACAUCACGAUCCUACACACCGCAGCUUUGAAGGGCCGUUACGAUAUUCUUUCUUACCUUCUCUCACCAGGCUUUUCACGAAGAGCAGAGAUAGACAUCAACGCACGCGACCGCAAAGGCCGGACGCCACUGCACUAUGCCGUUCUCCGCUACUAUUCCGAGGACCACGAUUUGUCGGGCAUCGGAUUUCUGAUAGCCCAGGGCGCGGACCUCGAAAGCCGUGACAAGUACUCCCAAACCCCUUUCACGCUCGCCCUCUCGUUCGGCUGUCUUGUGUCUGCCAAGUACCUCUUCACGAGACAUGCGCCAAAACACGGCUUCCGCUUCUUGUUUCCGCACACCGGCACCAUGAACUACCCUUUGCAGGUGCUCGCUCGCUCGUUCGAGACGUUCUUCGUCAUGUCGCCUUGGACUGUGGAAGCGGUAUCCCCGGACCGCUGGGAAUUACAACGUCAGGAUUUGAUACGGACCAUACUCAAACUUUCACCGCCGGGUGUUACUUCUGUAGACUGUGGCAAUCACUCCCUUCAAGAUGAUAUCGACCCACUCGAGGUGGAAGUUCGCCAUCCGCUGGCAAUAGCAGCACAUGAGGGAGCAAUCCCUCUGAUCUGGUGCUCUGGCUAUUAG
Molecule: messenger RNA, 1314 nt
Organism: Sordaria macrospora k-hell
Lineage: Eukaryota; Fungi; Ascomycota; Sordariomycetes; Sordariales; Sordariaceae
Molecular function (GO): protein binding
Source: RefSeq, a predicted model, not a curated record